GAAAGCGUGUUUUAACCUUCUCGUCAUCGACGUCGUAGCAAGAGAGUUAGAGGCUUGGCCGUUUGAUCGUUUGGUUGACAUAAAGAGAGAGAGAGAGAGAGAGAGAGAGAGAGAGAGAAAGCCAACGAGAGAAAGAAAGACAGAAAGAAAGAAAUACGAGUAUCACCGUCGAGUGAGACGACGAGGUUUUGUCGGAGAAAGAUAUAAAAGAGAAAUAUAGAGAUCGAGUGCAGUGUCAAAGUCUGUGAUAGUAUUUAUUCAAAGGAUUUCGAAUAUACAACAGCGACGACGACGGCGUUUAACAUCGGUCGACGGUAAAAGAAAAAAAAAAUAAAAAAAAAAAAAUAAAUCGCGCGCGUCGAACAAGCGAAAGAUUUAGAUAGGCUUUAUAUAUUUAUUUAUAUCUGUGAUAUCUACACUGAUAUACAUCGAUCUGAUUCGGACGGCGUAUCCAUCGGAGAAAGUGGAAAAGGAUCAUCGAAUCGUAGACGUCGCGCGAACACGAGGAAGAGAUUUUCACGAUAUACAUAUAUAUAUAUAUAUAUAUUACGUAUAUAUAUAUAUUAUAAGAGGAUCGUCGUAGGGAGAAAAAAGAGAGAUUAUAUCAGUAUCUUAGCAGAUAGGCGUUUUUUGUAUAUACGACUGACUCUUUUUUACAAUUAUUAAUACUGGUGCGAAAUCGCCAAAAGAGGGAGAGAGAGAGAGAGAGAGAGGGAGAAGAGCAGAAGAAGAAGGAGAGAUUAAGUGAGAAAUCGAAUUUUCCUAGCGCCGAACGAAAGUUUACGUACGUGAACGAAAAUGGUGGAGAGACUAGUGGAAGAACGCAAGAGCAGCUUCCAAGCGAAUGGCCGAGGCGAUGGUAAUUGUAGAGACGUCGCCUCGACUGGAGAAUCUAUGAGCGCGGUACAAGCGCGUCAAGAAGAGGCAAGACGCAAAAGACGCAGGAAGAAACGUUCUGGAUCGUCUCUAGUGUCCUCUUGUUUCCAAGAUUUGUACAAAUUGACGGGAGAGGUGCUUGGAGAAGGAGCCUAUGCCUCGGUUCAAUCGUGUACAUCCCUGUACACGGAUUUGGAAUAUGCCGUGAAGAUCAUCGAUAAGAUUCCUGGACAUGCGCGUGCUAGAGUUUUCAAGGAAGUCGAGACAUUCCAUCAUUGCCAGGGACAUCCUAAUAUCAUACAGUUGAUUGAAUUUUUCGAAGACGAGGAAAAGUUUUAUCUCGUUUUUGAAAAAAUCAAUGGCGGUCAACUGUUGAACAGGAUUCAAGAAAAGGUGCACUUUAGUGAGAGAGAAGCAAGUCAAAUCGUCAGUGAGAUCGCCAGUGCUUUAAAUUUCCUUCAUAAGAAGGGAAUCGCACAUAGGGAUCUCAAGCCAGAAAACAUCUUAUGCGUAUAUCCGGACAAAUUAACUCCUAUCAAAGUAUGCGAUUUUGACUUGGGUUCCGGUAUAAAAUUCAACAAUUCACUAUCCAGUCCUGUAGCAACGCCACAAUUAUUGACGCCAGUUGGAAGCGCCGAAUUCAUGGCUCCGGAAGUAGUCGAGGCAUUCAUAGGCGAAACAAAUUAUUACGACAAACGUUGCGAUCUUUGGAGUCUCGGCGUGAUAAUGUAUAUUUUGUUAUGUGGCUAUCCGCCUUUCUACGGGAACUGCGGCACCGAUUGCGGUUGGGAGAGAGGAGAAAAUUGUCAGGCUUGUCAGGAAUUGCUAUUUACCAGUAUUCAAGAGGGAAGGUACGAAUUUCCUGACAAAGAAUGGAGAAAUAUAUCCGAGGACGCGAAGGAUUUAAUUAGAGGCUUGCUAGUAAAGGAGGCUCAUCAAAGGCUCAGUGCGGAAUGCAUUUUGAAACAUCCGUGGAUUAAUCCUGGGCCAGCGUCGGUCGACAAUAGCGAACAAUCUCUUAUAACUCCUCAUAUCAUUAGAAGAAAUAAUUCUGCUCGAGAGCUCUCAGCGUUCGCUGAGUCGGCAAUGGCUGUAAAUCGCGUGGUACUUCAACACUUUUCCAUUAACUUGGAGGAGCUGACGGAGAAUAGGGAGCCAAGACUGUCCACGUCAUCUACCGAUGACGACAAUCAUCCUUACGGUCACAUGUCCGACUCCAAUAGUGAAUUAUCGGAGAAUAGCAACAAGCACUGUGCGACCCAUUCUUCCAGCGAAUUUGAUACUAGUUCGCGUCAAAAAUCAGGCUCGGUUAAUUCGAGCAUCGAUUUCAACGAUUCGAAAAUCAUCGGGAAGAAUCGAAUAAUAGGUAAAGAUUCCUUUCAACUUUAUGGUCUGUCGCCGCCAAGCGAGAGCAGACUUAUGCAACGUCGUAUCAAGGCACGCUCAAGUUUGAUCGAAUGUCAGAAUAAUAAUUCUGUUAUCGCAUCCCCAAGUGGCUGAAAUUUGACAAUUUUAAAAGAGAGAGAAAUUAAAUCGAUCUUCUUUUUAGAGUAUAAUUCGUCUUUGCUACUAUUUCCCUUUCUGGAAUCGCAAAGGUGUAAUAUACUUUUAUCGAGCGGCUUAGAAAGAGUAAAGAUUAUUAGUCUAUGUAAGCGAUUCCUUCAUUCGAUUUAGAAUGAAAUUGGCUUGUAUAAGAAGCAAAGAGAAAAAAAAGAAAAAGUGUGCGGUUAAAAAGAACAAAAAAAGAAAUAAUAAUAAUAAUAAUAAUAACAAUAAGAAUAAGAAUAAUAAUAUUACAACGCUACAAAAAGGACGAUGACGGCGGAAAGAAAAACAAAAAAAGAAAAAAAAGAACCUACGAUAAAAAUAUUUCAUAGUUCUGUAUUGUAUUAAGCGAGUAUGAUAAAAACAACAAACGUUUUCAUUGCCUUGUUUCUAUUAACCUUGUUUCUUUCUUUUUGUCCCGCGAAUAUGAAAUUUUUCACCUAUAUUCCAAGCUGUCAACGUCUCUCUCUAUGCGCGAUAUAUGUGUCCGCAUUGUAGUGAUAGAGUAGUGUCGUAUUUUUGUGUACGAGACGACAGUUAUCACGAUACAGUACUUUGGAAAUAACAUCUACGACGAAAGAAGUUCAUCUUGUAUCGGCAUGGCAUCAUUCUCUAUUCUCUCUCUCUGUCUCUCUCUCUCUCUUCCCUCUUUUUUCCUUUUCUUUUUUAUAUUUCCUGUACCUGACGCGCGACGAUAACUGUCCUCUCUUACGAAGAAUAGGAUGUCUACGUUGGAUGCACUCCAACUCGUGCUCAGGAGCUUGCGAUUCGCGUAAUCCUCUUCCCAUCGUUGAAAUUAUAAAACUUUGUCGAAUAUGGACGAAAUAAUAUAUUCCAAAAUCAUUGAUAUUUAUUAUUAUUUAUAAAGGAAAACAAAAAAGAAAAAACACACGAGUUGGAACGUUUUCCUUUGCGUGUGUUCUAUGUGAUACACCAUGCUUCAUAUUCCGUUGUGUAUGCUGCGAAGCAAAAAAAAAAAAUGAAAAGAAAAGAAAAAGAAAGAAAAACUACACGACAACACAUCCCAUAUCGCGUAACAAUUAGAAGAGAUGGUAUAAUAAAUAAAAGAAAAGAAAAGAAAAAAAAAGAUACAAAAAAAAAAUAAGAAAAAUAAAAAGAAUUGAUUUCACAUCAGUUGGCUAUUCUCCGCGAGAUAUGCGAAUCUAACGACAUAUAACAAAACAAUACAUAAUAUAGAUCAUUCGGACUUGUGACGAUCGUUGAAAUAGUUUUUGUAGUAGUGAUGUAACUUCUUAUCGGAUAUAACUCUCCUGGCCUUUUGCUAAUCAUUAUGAUGAUAGUAUGUAGGAAUACACACUCAUAUAGAAUUUGUACAGGGAUACAAAAAAUAUAUAUAUAUAUUAUACAUAUAUAUAUAUAUAUAUAUAACAAAAAGAAAGAAAUUGCGCGUGCGUAAAACUAACGUUGAAAAUGACUCUUGUCGUGCUUUCAAAAAAGAAAAGAAAAGAACAAAAAAAUAAAAAAUGAAGGAAAUUGGGCAUCGUACUCUGCAGCUCGAAUCAUCGUUCAAAUUAAUCCGGAAUCAUUUGAAUGAAUCGAUCGAUACAAAAACAAAACAAAAAGAAAUUGUAUCUAUAUAUACAUACAUAUAUAUGCACACAUAUAUAUAUAUAUAUAUAUAUGUAUAUAUAUUUUAAUGAGAGGAAUG
Messenger RNA from Vespa mandarinia (Asian giant hornet), 4090 nucleotides. RefSeq names its product MAP kinase-interacting serine/threonine-protein kinase 1. Gene Ontology annotation, molecular function: ATP binding; protein kinase activity. The record is from RefSeq and is a predicted model, not a curated record. NCBI's taxonomy places the organism in Eukaryota, Metazoa, Arthropoda, Insecta, Hymenoptera, Vespidae. Gene Ontology annotation, biological process: protein phosphorylation.